Messenger RNA from Polychytrium aggregatum, 1250 nucleotides. RefSeq lists its product as uncharacterized. Bases 101 to 1207 code for a protein of 368 amino acids. NCBI's taxonomy places the organism in Eukaryota, Fungi, Chytridiomycota, Chytridiomycetes, Polychytriales. The record is from RefSeq and is a predicted model, not a curated record. The transcript is spliced from 5 exons.
CCCACAGCAAAAGCCCGCCCUGGACAGCAUCUGCGCCCGAGCCUCCCCCCUGCACCCGCUCGCCACCUGUCCAGAGACCCAAGGCCGGCGUCUGCACACGAUGAUAACGAAAGAAUACGAAAGCCUCGAGAGUCUUAUCGGGACUCUGUACGGGACGACAUCGGCCUACAAGGACUCGCAGCUGGCUGAGGAUCACUUGCAGGACAUUGAACAGCAGCUCUCCCGGAUCAAGCAUGCCGUCCACCCCAACGCCAAAGUCCAGUCCCUGCUCGAGAAUGAUCUGGACGAAGUCAAGUGCGAGCGGGACACCAAGCAACGGCUGUUCGAGCAAGAGCUCGCCAGCUCGGAAAAGAUGCUUCUGAACUUCAUUGACGAGAGGUCAGUCGGCACCUUCAACCAAAUCCAACAGGAAAUUAGUGGCAGGCUGAAGAACUCUGGCUCGAUUCUCACUUUUAUGGAGCAGCAAAUCACGAGCCGCGAGCAAGACAAUGAGCUCCUCCAAAACUUCAACAACAAUCUGGAGAAUCUUCUGACAAAGCAGGACGAGGGGCUGGUGACCAUCGAAACCGAGGUCCGCGAGUUCCGGAACGAAAUCGAUAAGGAGCAGCAGAAAAUCGACCCCGAGCUCGAAAACGCGCUGUCUCUUCUGGAUCAGGAGCUGGAGCGCCAGAAGCUCUUGGAAGAGCGCAUCGACCGGAUCGAGGCUCUGCUCAGCAGCUCGGUGGACAACUCCAGUGCCCAGCCAUCCAAUCUCGUCAUCCAGCAGUACAUGGAACUGGCGCGCAUGGUCGACGAGGCCGAAUCGGCAACCAAGACAAGGAUAGCCGAGUUUGACCAGCAUAUCACCAACCUCAAGCUAUUCCACGAGCAAGCCAAAGCCCAGGUCGAGGAGUACGAAAGCUCGCUCAACCAUGUCAAGACCAUCGCGAACAUGACAGAGACGCCCAGCUCGAUCCUCGAGGAGCAACUGAAGACCGCCCUCUCGUCGUUUGCCAAGCCCAUCAUCGAGCAGCUGAUUCAGGACUACCACAGCGGCGUAUUGGGCGACCUCUCGCGGAUAACCUUCCCGAGCGAAGCGCCGAUCGGAGAGCCGGCACCAAUCGAAAACGCCGGACCGCAGGAGCCAGCGCUCGCAGGACAGAAGCGUCCGAACGAGGGCGAGGCAGAUCCGAACCAGUCCCAGUCAAAACACUCGCGAGUGUCGUAGUGGUUGUUUGGUACAUCGCCCAAUAUAGCGCAUUCAGAACCAA